Uloborus diversus is the source of this 370-nucleotide messenger RNA. RefSeq names its product venom protein 302-like. The record is from RefSeq and is a predicted model, not a curated record. NCBI's taxonomy places the organism in Eukaryota, Metazoa, Arthropoda, Arachnida, Araneae, Uloboridae. Gene Ontology annotation, biological process: regulation of cell growth; regulation of signal transduction. Gene Ontology annotation, molecular function: insulin-like growth factor binding. Bases 16 to 339 code for a protein of 107 amino acids. Gene Ontology annotation, cellular component: extracellular region. The transcript has 4 exons.
UGUGAUUAUUAUAACAUGGCUUUGAUAUUACACGACGGAAUGAAGUCUGUACUGUGGAUUGUCUUAGUUAUCUCCCUCGUGGUGAGUUGCUUUGGAUUGGAUUGCCCAGCGUGUGACCACAGUAAAUGUCCAAAGCUGAAAGAAUGUAAACUUGGGGAAACCACAGAUGUCUGCGGGUGCUGUGCUGUUUGCUACAAGACCGUAGGCGAAGAAUGUGGGGGCCCCUGGAACAUUUUUGGAGUCUGCGCUAAUCACCUGACUUGCAUCCGUCUUCCACGUGGCACUGAAGAUCCCAUCAAGGAGUUUAAUUCACCUGGAAAAUGUUUGGCAUUACCUUAAAUGCUAUAAAAGUGCAAAAAUAAAGUAGACU